AUGGGCCGCCAUUCUACAGCAAUUGACACCACAACUCUCACACCACCACUGUCUCCGUCCAGCAAGCGAAAGCGAGAAGAAAUUACCGCCGAAGAAAUUGAAGUUGACGUGACCGCCCCAGAACCACCCUCCAAGAAGGCUCUUCGCAAGGCCAAGAAAGGCAAGGCGACCCCCGAUGCCUCAAAGGCAGAGAGCAAAAGUAUUGGCGUGCAAGCAGGCUCUGUACUAGACGAAGAUGCUUCAGCAGAUAUUUCGGCAACAUCAAAGCGCUCGGAGUAUGGCAUUUGGAUUGGCAAUCUACCCUGGACCGCAACUAAAGCAGAUCUACGCAAUUUCCUUACCAAAGACACAGGAAUAUCAGAAAACAUGAUUACAAGGCUACAUCUCCCCGCGCCUAGGCAGGGUAUAGUUACAAACUCAAAGCAGAGAAUCAAGCCCCAGAAUAAGGGAUUCGCCUACAUCGAUUUCUCUACCGAAGAAGCGUUGACAGAGGCGCUGGCACUUAGUGAAAGGCUACUUACGGGGAGGAGGGUGCUGAUCAAGGACUCGAAGAGCUUUGAGGGGAGGCCAGAUAGGACGAAAGAGCAGGAAACCGCGAUUGUGAACAGCGGGAAACCACCCAGCAAGCGUAUCUUCGUGGGAAAUCUGGCAUUUGAGACUACAAAACAGGAUCUCGAAAACCAAUUUACAAGAUGUGGAGAGAUGCUAGAUGUGCAUAUCGCAACUUUCGAGGAUACAGGGAAAUGUAAGGGGUACGCGUGGGUCGAAUUUGCAGAAUUGGAAGCCGGAGAGGCUGCAAUGAGAGGGUGGGUAAACUUCGAGCAGAAAGCCGAUAGUGGAGACGAAGACGAAGAGAUUGCAGAGGCGUUGGCUGGGGAGGCUGAUGUAAAGCCGAAGAAGAAGCCCAAGUUGAGGAAGUGGUGGGUCAAUAAGCUACAUGGACGGCCAUUGAAAUUGGAGUUUGCCGAAGGGAAAGAUGUGAGAUAUAAAAAACGAUAUGGCAAGGAUGGUAGUGCCAGCAAAGAUGGAGUGAAGGUGGUGGAUCCGGAGCCAGAGUCGAUGGCACAGCCUGCCUUUAAAGACCCAACAUCUUCGGCCAAGAGACCCCCAAGAAGGUUGGAUGCGAGAACGGUCAAGCCUGGUGCAGCUCUUGCAGCGGCUCCGCGGUUGACUGGAGGGAUUGUUGAGAGUCAGGGGAAGAAGACCACGUUCACGUAA
Messenger RNA from Letharia columbiana, 1218 nucleotides. RefSeq lists its product as uncharacterized. The record is from RefSeq and is a predicted model, not a curated record. Lineage: Eukaryota; Fungi; Ascomycota; Lecanoromycetes; Lecanorales; Parmeliaceae. The transcript has a single exon. The coding region runs from base 1 to 1218 and encodes 405 amino acids. Gene Ontology annotation, molecular function: RNA binding.